AUAAGCACGCACCUCACACGCUUCUUCUCCACCCAUCCGAAACCACACCCACUAGCUCCCAGCUGCAGCAAGCAAGCCAAACUUGUGCGUGUGAGUGAGUGAGCGAGAGCUCAGGGAAACCACCCUACAAAGCUCCGGCUGAGCCACCCAACCGGCCGGCGACGAUGCCGAUGCUCAUCCCCGACGACGUGCGCGCCAAGGCGGAGAUCUACACCGGCGACGCAGCGGGGCAGGAGAAGACGCGGCUGAUGCUGGCUGAGACGGAGCUUCCCAGCGGUCUCCUGCCGCUCAAGGACAUCAUCGAGUGCGGGUACGUGGAGGAGACCGGCUUCGUGUGGCUCAAGCAGAAGAAGCGGGUGGACCACUACUUCGCCAAGGCCGGCCGCCAUGUCUCCUACGCCACCGAGGUCUCCGCCAUCGCCGAGAAGGGCCGCCUGAAGAAGAUCUCCGGCGUCAAGGCCAAGGAGAUGCUCAUCUGGGUCAACCUCCACGAGAUCUGCGUCGACGACCCGCCCACCGGCAAGCUCCACUGCAAGGCCAUCGGCGGCCUCUCCCGCAGCUUCCCCGUGGAGGCAUUCGAGGCCACCGACGACCUGCCCGUGCCCGUCACCGGACGUCUCAAGAAGAAGACAGAGAAAGAGAGCACCGACAAGAAAGACGAGAAGAAGGAGGAGGCAGCAGAGAAGCCGAAGGAGGAGGCAGCAGAGAAGCCCAAGGGGGCCUCCGUCGCCCCCGCCCCCGCCGCCGUCGACGAGAUCGGUCAGAAAAUGAAGGAGAUGAACACGGAAGCGGUGGCAGCCAAGAACUGAUCGGUGGCGGCGAUGGCGACGGCGGCACGUCAUGAUCGGUUACCUAGUCAUAAAUUUGUUUCAGAAUAACGCAUUGCAUUAGCAUGUCAUCAACCACCCACACAUAUGUAUCACCUGAUCCAUCGAUGAGAGUUCAGUUCGACAACGAUGUAAUUUCCUCCUGCCUUUUUUCUGGUUUUAAUGUGAUGAAAUUUAAUGGAUGUCAUUGCCAUGAGCUGGCGCUACCCGAUCAA
This is a messenger RNA of Triticum dicoccoides, 1042 nucleotides long. RefSeq lists its product as uncharacterized. The record is from RefSeq and is a predicted model, not a curated record. NCBI's taxonomy places the organism in Eukaryota, Viridiplantae, Streptophyta, Magnoliopsida, Poales, Poaceae. The coding region runs from base 165 to 809 and encodes 214 amino acids. The transcript has a single exon.